This is a messenger RNA of Ricinus communis (castor bean), 1918 nucleotides long. RefSeq names its product sphingosine kinase 1. Gene Ontology annotation, biological process: sphingosine biosynthetic process. The record is from RefSeq and is a predicted model, not a curated record. Gene Ontology annotation, molecular function: kinase activity. The transcript is spliced from 10 exons. The coding region runs from base 260 to 1699 and encodes 479 amino acids. NCBI's taxonomy places the organism in Eukaryota, Viridiplantae, Streptophyta, Magnoliopsida, Malpighiales, Euphorbiaceae. Gene Ontology annotation, cellular component: cytoplasm; intracellular membrane-bounded organelle; membrane.
AAAGGCUGUGAGAAAAAAGAAAAAACGACAAAGACGUCUCGGAGAGAAAGGAAAAAACGACAAAGGCUCGUGGGUUUGAACCCUAAAACCUGAUGAGAGCAUGAAACUACUCGAACUAAGCCCCGCCAGCGAACACCUCGAAGCAAUCACAGUCCAUCCGUAUACUUAAAAGCCAUCUCGUCAGUUCGCCACCAAAAAGCCGCCUUUAGUCCGGUUCUCAAUAUAAACCGAACCGGAACCCAAGCAAAACCGAGCAGAAAUGGACUCGUCGCCACAGCCAAUAAUCUCGGACCAAGUGAUCGUCAACGGCGCAACGACUCUGUUAACUUUGACCGCAGGUGGAAUUCUCCGGUGGACGGAUCGAGGUCAAAGGUGUUUGACCGUCGAAAAAGAAGUUCUUGGAUUUGUAAUCGAAGGAAGUAAGAUAAGAGUGAAAACUAUUAUCGAUAACGGAGAUGGAAUCUGCUGUGCAGGUAAUAGUGGAGCUCUUGUGAGGAAAGAUUUCGUGUUUCAGCCUCUAACUGAAGACUCGCAGCGAGUUUUGUGUAAUCGUCUCCGUGAUUACCUCGAUUCUCUAGGUCGUCCAAAGAGAUUGCUUGUAUUUGUGAAUCCAUUUGGAGGGAAGAGAUCUGCAUCAAAGAUAUUUUUUGAUACUGUCAAACCUUUACUUGAAGAUGCUGAUGUUCAGAUUACAUUGCAAGAAACUAAACAUCAGCUUCAUGCAAAGGAGGUCACUAGCACUCUGGAUAUUUCUAAAUACGACGGUAUUGUUUGUGUUAGUGGAGAUGGUAUUCUUGUGGAGGUGGUAAAUGGACUUUUAGCAAGAGAGGACUGGAGAGAUGCAAUAAAGCUGCCUCUUGGAAUGGUUCCUGCAGGUACAAGCAACGGUAUGGCAAAAUCUCUUCUGGAUUCUGUUGGUGAACCCUGUAAAGCAUCUAAUGCCGUUUUAGCAAUAAUACGAGGUCAUAAGUGCUCACUGGAUGUUGCUACUAUCCUGCAAGGAGAAACAAAAUUUUUCAGUGUCUUGAUGCUUUCAUGGGGUCUAGUAGCAGAUAUUGACAUUGAGUCUGAAAAGUACCGGUGGAUGGGAAGUGCUCGUAUUGACUUUUAUGCUGUUCAACGAAUAUUCCACUUAAGGCAUUAUAAUGGGUGCAUUUCUUUUGUGCCUGCACCUGGCUUUGAAACUUAUGGGGUGCCAACCAGUUAUAAUGCUGAAUCUACUAGCAAACAAGAGCAGCCUCUUAAGACUCAACAUGGUUAUCAGGGACCUGAUGUUAACUUAGUCAAUCUGGAUUGGAGGAUGAUCAGUGGACCAUUUGUUUCAAUAUGGCUUCAUAAUGUACCUUGGGGUGGGGAGGAUGUCAUGGCUGCACCUGAUGCAAAGUUCUCAGAUGGUUAUUUGGACCUGAUACUCAUCCAGCAAUGCCCGAAAUUGUCCUUGCUAGCAUUGAUGACAGCGUUGAAUAACGGAGAUCAUGUCAAAUCACCGUAUGUUAUAUACCUUAAGGUGAAAGCAUUCAUAUUGGAGCCUGGUCCACGCACUGAUGAUCCGACCAAGGGAGGGAUCAUAGACGUAGAUGGUGAGGUCCUUGCCAGAGGAAACGGAUCAUACAAAUGCGACCAGAAGAGUCUGAUGGUCUACGACAAGCUUCACAUGAUGGUCGAUCAAGGUUUAGCUACUCUCUUUUCACCUGUAUAAACAUUUUAAAGGCGUUUACCAUGGACCUGACAUCUUAGUUUGAUUGUUUUUUACCAUAAAGAUCAGAAUUCUGAUUUUCACAUGUAUUGUGUACAUAACCAUAGAAGAGAAAUAAUUAAUAAUGACAUUGUAUGUGAAGAACAUUCUUUAAAGGUUGCUUCAUGCUUGUUGGAUGGAAUUUUUCUAGUUGAGUAACGGGAAGAAUUGUAUUUUUCAGUA